CCCGUUGAAAUAGGACAAGUCCUCCGUGAAAUCACAACCUGUAUGAACCGAAGCAACCGAAAGCCGUUGAACGCAUUGGGCAUGGGAUCCAAAUAUGGACUCCAAGGAGUGCUGCUUUAGCAAACCAUGAGGGACUAGUCGGAAGUAGCGAUACUGUAUCUGAUUCAGGACGACAUCCAACCGCCAGCCUAGUCUCCCAUUGAGCCUCAGCCUCCCCCGUUGAACUUCAUUGCAUUCACUCAUCACUCAGGGCCUCCGUGCAUACACUCUAGUUUCUGAUGGGCGAUUCAUCCUCAUGACCAACCACAAUCCCAGGGCUGGCUGGGAGAAAAUAGGCGAUCAGUUCUACCAGAAAGUCCAGCUUUACGAGUCCGUCUUCGACCCUGACCUUGAGCUCGAGAACUAUCUGGUCGCCGGGGCGCCGUAUGGCGGAGCUCUAGCAUUAUGGCGGGAUUCGACAAAAGUUGCUCGCUAUCGGACAGGCCAGUCGACCAAGCCAACCAUCGACAUCUACUCGUCUGCCGGAAAGCUGAUCAGCAAUAUCCACUGGGAGAAAGGACCCAUUAAAGGCCUGGGCUGGUCUGACGACGAGAGGCUUUUGGUCAUCACCGAGGACGGGACGGUGCAUUGCUAUUUUGGACUCCAUGGAGACUUCCAACCGUUCUCACUGGGACACGGCGCCGAGGAAUUUGGCGUUGUAUCGUGUCGCUUCUGGUCUCACGGGUUCGUUGCUCUACUGUCGAACAAUGCCCUAGUGGCAGUCUCGUCAUUCGACGAACCAAGACCGAGGCUUCUCGCGCAGCCGCCCGAGGGCGAAGUUCACUCGUGGUCAUUGAUUCCGCCCGCCUAUACACUUUCCCGGUCUGUCGAGGUCUUGCUCGCUCUCAACAAGACCAUAUAUGUCGUUGACGCGACUGAUGCCGAAGACAGAGGUCUUUCCGACGGCCCAUUCAAGCAUGUCUGUGUAUCUCCGAAUGGAAGAUUUGCCGCAUUGUUUACAGAGGACGGCAAAGUCUGGGUGGUCGGCAGCGAUUUCCAGAACAAGUACAGCGAAUACGAUUCAAAGGCCAAAACUACCCCGACGCAUGUCUACUGGUGUGGAAAUGACUCGGUGCUACUGGCCUGGGAGGAUGAGGUUCACAUGGUCGGGCCCAACGGCGCGGCUGUCAAGUAUUAUUACGAUGACCAGGUACAUGUUGUCCCCGACAUUGAUGGCGUUCGUCUUAUUACCCACGAGGCAUGCGAGUUCCUGCACAAAGUCCCGGACCCCUUAGAAGAAGUUUUCAAGCUGGGAGCGACCUCGGCCGCAUCUGUACUUCUCGACUCAAUUGACCUGCUGGAGAAGAAAUCGCCCAAAGCGGACGAGAACAUUCAGCGGAUCAAGCCGAAUCUCCCAGAAGCUGUCGAAACUUGUAUUCAGGCUGCGGGCCAUGAAUUUAACCCGAGCUUGCAGAAGCAGUUGCUUCGCGCUGCCUCCUUCGGCAAGUCCGUGCUCGAUCUUUACAGCAGCGACGAGUUCGUUGACAUGUGCGAAGACCUUCGCGUCUUGAAUGCCGUGCGAGAUUACCGCAUCGGCCUUUACAUGUCAUAUGAGCAGUACAUCAGGCUCACACCGGAAAGACUGAUUGCAAGACUGGUGAAUCGACGCGAGUACCUUUUGGCAAUCAAAUUGUCCGAGUUCCUUCAUCUGCCUUUGAAUAAGAUCUACGUCCAUUGGGCCAGUCAGAAAGUUCGGGCAUCGUCCGCGGACGAUGAUGCCAUUCGAGAUAUUGUUGUUGAGAGGUUGCGCGGAAAGCCUGGUAUUUCAUUCGAGACUAUUGCUCGAGCAGCAUACGACGAGGGUCGAAGCCAUCUGGCAACAAGUUUGCUGAACUAUGAACCAAGAGCAGGCAAGCAGGUGCCAUUGUUGCUUAGCAUGGAAGAAGACGAUAUUGCACUCAACAAAGCCAUCGAAUCCGGAGAUCCAGAUCUGAUAUUUUUCGUUCUGCUGGAGAUGAAGAAGAAACUCCCGCUCGCUGCCUUCCUCCGGACCAUUAGCGAUAAGCCCGUCGCUGCAGCCCUGGUGGAGAGUUCGGCAAAGACGCAAGACCGAGAGCUGCUGAAGGACCUGUACUAUCAGGACGACAGGCCCGUACAGGGGUCAAACCUCUUAUUGGAAGAGGCCAUGCAGCAAACACAGGUGCAAGCAAUCAUUGACAAACUCAAGCUAGCCUCGAGACUGCUUACGGACACCAAAGAUCCAACUGCGGUCUUUCACAACAGAGCUCUUGGCGAGGCGGUCCAAUUGCUCAAGAUGCAGGAAGCCUUCGAUAAGGACAUCACCGACAGUAGUGGUAGCUAUCUCGGCCUGAGCGUCAAUGAAACUAUGUAUCGUCUCAUCAAAUCCGGUUACAGCAAGCGGGCGGCCAAAGUGCAGAGCGAGUUCAGAGUUCCUGAAAAGACAUGGUGGUGGAUUCGCCUUCGCGCCUUGACUGCGGCGCGCCUCUGGGGGGAGGUCGAAGAAAUUGGUAAGAACAAGAAGUCGCCUAUCGGAUGGGAGCCGUUUUACAACGAGGUCCUCGGAGCUGGCAAUACUCGACUUGCCUCCUCGUUUAUCCCGAAAUGUACCGGCUUACAACCAGCCGAAAGAAUCGAGAUGUGGAUCAAAUGCGGCAUGAUUGUCAAAGCGGGCGAGGAAGCUCUGAAGGCGAAAGACAUUAAUGCCCUUGAGUCUCUACGAGACAAGGCCAACGGACAGCAGCUGGUGGAGAUCGAGCGGAUGCUCACACAAGCUCGGCCGAAAAGGUGAUGUGAUGGCAUGGGUAUCUGGUUGAGGUUUCAACGGGCAAUGAGGCUUGCUGGCUGAGCAUCUCAGGUGAUUUUGUCGGCCUCAUCUUCCUCGGCCGUUGCGGGCACAGAAGCAGAGGUUGUUUGAUCGACAACCGUUACCUUGCUAGCAACCGCCGUCGUGGACAUAGCGACCCCUUCCACCGUCUUGGUCUCACUUUCUUGACCCAUUUCCACCUCUUCCAUGGCUUCGUCUUCCCAGUCGUCGCCAUCUGGCUGGUCCAUGUCUUGUCCAAGAAUCGCUCUCAUCUGUUCAGAUUUGGUGCCCCCGUUAAUCUCAUCCCACACUCCUUUCCGUUCCCUUCUCUUCUUGAGUCGUGUGGAUGCGUCAUUCACCUUUUUGGCGAGUUGGUCUUGCACGAUCUCCGCCCUCGCAAGUCCUUGCUCAUGUCUCCUCCUUUGACCCUUGGUCAAUGGUUUCUGCUUUUUCUUGGUUUUGGUCACACCGGCACUGGGACGUGCCGCCAAGACAGGGGUGGCAUCUGAGGCGCGUGGGGCGUCUCUCACGGAUUUGUCGACAUCUAUAGACGGAGAAGUUUCUCUUCUCGAUGCCCGAGACUUGGGGUUGGCUUUCCUGCAAGUCAGCACGAAGCGCAGCCUGAGGCACUAUGGGUGGGUAGACGUACCAGUAGGGUUUUUCUUGACUUUGGCGGUCUUUGCCAUUGCGCUGUACUCUUUUGUACCUAGGUUAUGCUUGGUGUGUCCUGUCUUGCGGUAGAAACAAACAAGCGUUCUGCUCUUUUGCGAAGACUGCAGUGCAACGCACUUUUUUGGUGGAGCACAAUUGAGUGGUCG
Messenger RNA from Exophiala dermatitidis NIH/UT8656, 3621 nucleotides. RefSeq lists its product as uncharacterized. Gene Ontology annotation, molecular function: actin binding. The transcript is spliced from 3 exons. Gene Ontology annotation, cellular component: cytoplasm; endosome; HOPS complex. The coding region runs from base 296 to 2788 and encodes 830 amino acids. Gene Ontology annotation, biological process: endosomal transport; vacuole fusion, non-autophagic; intracellular protein transport. The record is from RefSeq and is a predicted model, not a curated record. NCBI's taxonomy places the organism in Eukaryota, Fungi, Ascomycota, Eurotiomycetes, Chaetothyriales, Herpotrichiellaceae.